AUGGAGCCCGAGGGAUCUGACCAUGAUGAAUAUGAGGUGCCGAACAAUAGCCUAUCCCGACGUGCGAGGGUUUCGCAGAUUCGCUGUGACAAACGUUCGCCAUGUUCGAAUUGCCGCAGUUCGAACGUUAUAUGCCGGUCGACCGGCGAGGGUCAGAAGCCACAUCAACAGAGAAGGCGAGUGCUGAUUUCUACUUCCUAUCCUUCUGUAACCCUACAGAGCUUUAGCAAGGUGGUAACAUAUAUCGAUAGUGAGAGGAAGAUAGACCUGAUUGAAGACCGAUUGGGAGGCAUCGAAAAAGCUCUGCAAGAAUUGGUUACUCAUUCCCGAUCAAAUGGGCCAGGGCCACCAAAAUUCUAUGGUUCAUCUCAGACCUCGCCUUUGUCGAGUGGUAAAGUCGAUUCUCCAGUGGCAAAAUCCGAUCAGGCGAACCUCAAGGGUCCUGGUUAUACAUCUAACCCUGCUAUUGAGCAACAUGAUCCAAGUUCCGGGUUCGAGGGGAACUCCUCACUUGCUGCACACUCGGCUUAUGCAAGGGAGUUUUUGGAGUCUGCCUUUUCGCAUAGUACACCGGAAGUUCUGUCCAGCCCGAAAAUCAACGAGGCACUUUCCUCACUACGACAUAUUGUUGAGAUGCAAAACAAGCAGCGAGAGAUUGAUCCCCAAAGGGCCCAGUUCCCUAAUCAAGAGACCAGGGUAGGUGCCCGUUGCGAUGUUCGCCAACUAGAACUACCACCUUUGACUGCCGUUUUGACAAUUCUUAAAUCAAUCAAAGAAAAUCCACCCUCAUCAUUCAGUGGCUAUAUUCCCUUCUUCGGAAUAGAUUACUUUAUCGAAAAAUGCCGAGACGUCUACAUUUCUAGGGAUGAAUACUCUGAUGCAGCUUUUAUUGUUGCGAACCUUGGACUUUACAAUAUUUUUAUUGAGUUGUCAUUCUCUGAGAAAGAGCCAACCACCCGGAAUGAAUAUCACCGGUAUGUGGAGAUGUGCAAGGACGCCGUCGAGGCAGCGCUGGCAAACUUGAACAUCUUAAUGCCUGCAACACAUGAAUAUAUUGUGGCGUUAACCCUUGGGGCGAUGCAUGGGAUUGAGAUCGCAAAGCCCUCUCUAAGCUGGACGCUUGCUUCCACAGCCAUCCAUAUGUGUCAAACAUUAGGCUAUCAUCGCAUAUCGUCCAUGGAGUCCGAUCCCCCAGGAGUCCAGAAAGAAAAGCAAUGUCUCUUUUGGUCUGUAUACACAAUAUUGAAUAUGAUGUCCUUGCGGCUUGGGCGUGCAUCUGUGAUACAGGACUUUGACAUCAGCCUGCCUUCACCGUUUGAGACCUUCCCAUGCGAUAAUGUUUGGGGUCAUGUAAACGCCCUGUGGACCAGACAGGCCAUGUUACAGAACAAAGUUUACACGACUUUAUACAGCCCUGCAGCUUUGAAUCAGCCUGAAAGUGUGAGAGUAUCUCAUGCCCGCAGCCUAGCUGCCGAGAUGAAUUCCAACAUUAUCGAGCCGUUUGAGCUUAUGAUGUCCUCCGACCUGGGACUUUGCGAAGUGGAUAUUUUAUACCUUCAGUGUGACAAGGUCAGUCGACUAGCAAUGUUAACAUUGAUAUACCGUGCAAUCCCUGCCCCAGCAAGAACUGGGUCAUCCAGCACAUUCAUACCUGAAUGUGUGGAGACAGCUCGAGCUGCACUUGAACAUCAUCAAAUGUGCUUUGGUGCUAUAGGGGAGAACAAUAAGAUCCUUCAACGUUCUUAUAUGCAUUGGGCAAUCCUCGUCUCCCCCUUUGUCCCUUUCAUUGUCAUUUUUUGCCAUAUAAUUGCAACAUCGGACAGCGAAGAUCUCGCCCUCCUAGAAGAUUUCAUCGCUUCCCUUCAGGCCCUCUGCUCAAUCUCCCAAUCUGUCGAUCGGCUUCACAACAUCUGUUCUGUAUUUGGCACGGUCGCACGACUGUACGUCGAAGCCAAAACUCGAAGCAAGGCUGGAGAGAAUCCAGGCCUUGCUUCUGUAGGUCAGGAGUUUGACGUUUACCUUAGCGCCCUAGGUCUAGCGCCCGGUAGCGCGAUCACGAGUGGCCAAGGUUAUUCUCAGCCUGAUGCUAUGUUAACCUCGCAGGCUGGAGUCCCAGAACCUGCGCCAUGUAUGGCCGAGCUGGCUGGACCCGCUACGCAGCUCCAGGGUCAGAGUCAAGAGGCCAUGUCUGAAGCUGAGAUGAUGCAAACGGCGCAAUUGGGGAACUGGUUUUCUGGGAAUCAGUAUAUGAUGGGGCUCUUGGAAGAGGAUUUGGUUCAGUUCAAUCCGAACAUCUGA
Messenger RNA from Penicillium longicatenatum, 2298 nucleotides. RefSeq lists its product as uncharacterized. The record is from RefSeq and is a predicted model, not a curated record. NCBI's taxonomy places the organism in Eukaryota, Fungi, Ascomycota, Eurotiomycetes, Eurotiales, Aspergillaceae. Gene Ontology annotation, molecular function: DNA-binding transcription factor activity, RNA polymerase II-specific; DNA binding; zinc ion binding. The transcript is spliced from 7 exons. Gene Ontology annotation, biological process: DNA-templated transcription; regulation of DNA-templated transcription. The coding region runs from base 1 to 2298 and encodes 765 amino acids.